AAAGAUAAAUAAAGAAAACAAAAAUGAGAAAUCAAUGUCAAAGCACUAAAAUCGGCCCUCCACAACUCAAUUUCAACAAUAAAACUGAAAUUUUCAGCAUUAUAAAAUCCCGAUCUAUUUUCUCUUUUGAAAAUUUCAAUACUCCCUUCCCUCUUUAAGAAUUCAUGGUGUUUCUUCAUCCCUCAUUUCUCUCUUGACUCCUUUCAUUUCUCGUCGCCUCCGCCGCCGCCUGAGUAGAUGAAAAGUAAUCACCCACCAUGUCGAACCUACCAACCUCUCUCUCUGAAGUCUGCCUCACACUUUUCCGUCUAGCCAUGUCCAUGGCCGAUCCAUGGCCCUUCUCCUAGAAUUUUCCCCCAAUCCACUUUUUUCUUAAAAGAAAUAAAAGUAAAUCCAGUUUCCGUAAAUUUCUCAACGGAAGAGAUAUAUCAUGGGCAGCAUACGUGGUUUCUCGCUCAAGCACAUUUUCCGGCGUGUUUUCCGGUGGAAACGCUCAGCCGGUAGGUAUCGGCGUGUCGAUAGCAAUUCGGGCCGGGUCGAACCGCUAAGCUGGACGGACCGGGUGAAGACGAAAGCGAAGGCGGUAUUAGGUAGGAAUAUGGAUCCGGGUCGGGGAUACUUCCGGGUUGGUAAAGAAGAAUGGACGGGCGAAAUACCGAAAGGGCACAUGGCGAUUUACGUGGGGCAAAAAGAUGGAGAUAUGGAGAGGAUUUUUGUGCCAAUUGUGUAUAUUAACCACCCGUUAUUUAGGGAUUUGCUGAAGGAGUCCGAAAGGGAAUUCGGGUAUGACCAUCCGGGUGGGCUAACCAUACCUUGUCGGAUCUCGGAGUUUGAGAGUGUUCAGACCCGGAUCAAGGCGGGUCAGUGUACCCGGAAGUUGCUGUCGUGGAAGAAAAUGUGGUUUUGAAUUUUUAUGGGUUUGUGUUGUAUUGUUAAGACGUGUAUAUACUUUUAGUUGUAAAUAUUAGUAUUGUUUUCUUUUAUAAUCGAAUUUUGGAAUUGUUAGGUUU
Salvia hispanica is the source of this 1010-nucleotide messenger RNA. The record is from RefSeq and is a predicted model, not a curated record. Lineage: Eukaryota; Viridiplantae; Streptophyta; Magnoliopsida; Lamiales; Lamiaceae.